Saccostrea cuccullata (small rock oyster) is the source of this 1142-nucleotide messenger RNA. RefSeq lists its product as uncharacterized. The transcript is spliced from 2 exons. NCBI's taxonomy places the organism in Eukaryota, Metazoa, Mollusca, Bivalvia, Ostreida, Ostreidae. The record is from RefSeq and is a predicted model, not a curated record. The coding region runs from base 10 to 1140 and encodes 376 amino acids.
CCUCCGAGCAUGACUCGAUUCAAAAAGCCCUGUAUGUUAAUCUUGGUAGGCUUCAGCCUUGGUUGGAUAUUGACGUACAUAUUUUACAAAAACGCACUGGAUAUGGCGAAUAUAACUAUUUCGAAGUUGCAACUAAUACGCAACACAUCCGUUUAUAAUAAUUUAACUACUAGUACCUUAAAAAAUAAUGUGCCAACAUUAAGUCAUCUGAUUAAAAAACAAUUGAUUGUGAGUACUGUUUCAACCACCAAACGAAACGUUGGACUAAUUAGUGACAAAGAGGCGGGAAUAGUGUACAGUAGAAGUCAAACAAAAUGGGAAGUACAGUCCAGUAUGUGUAAAAGGAAUACUAGUGGUUUUUAUCGAGCAACAUUGCGAGUCCCUCCUGGCUCGACUACGAUAUAUAUUUAUGAUCCAAAAAUUGACAUAUGGGUGAGUGGUAAUGUGGUUAAAUACGGCAGCUGGGAAGGAAAUAAUAUAAAUUUAAUUAUAGAUUUGUUAAUACGUGAACCAGACAUCCAAUUCGUUGACAUUGGUGCCAACGUAGGCGUGUUCACUCUCGCGGCGGCGCUAGCGGGAAGGCGUGUGAUAGCAGUGGACGCCCUCGACAUGAACGUUCAGAGGCUGUGCUCUUCUGUGAUGGAAGGUAAUUUCAGUAGUAGGGUUAAACUCGUAUACAACGCCCUUUCGGACGUACACGAAACCGUUUCGCUUGGAAAAGAUAAAAACAAUGUAGGAGGGACAUUUGUAGCAAAGAAUAAAAAUUCAAAUAAAGUGAGAGGCAGUCAAGUUGUGGGAAAUUACGGUACUGUUCAAGCAAUCAAACUGGAUGAUAUUUUGUCUCUGCCAAAUUUUGACUUUAAGAAAGUUAUAAUGAAAAUUGACGUUGAGGGCUAUGAAAAUAAAGUUUUCAAAGGAGGUGAAGAAUUUUUUAAUAAAGUGGAUGUACAGGCAAUAUUAAUGGAGUGGCUUUGGCUCAGAACAGGAAGUGCUGGUGAAGAAAUCAUAAACUUCAUGUUAAAGAAAAACAUGGAACCCCACAUACCUAAUAGGAUGCCAUCACCACUUCCGAUUCACGACCGUGCGAAAUGGCCCGCAGAUAUUUUAUGGAGGAAAAAGACUAAUAAAAAAAUGAUUUAACA